AUGCCUUCGAUUGUUCUCCCUCCUCCUGUCAACGACGACGAUGUGAAUGAUAGUGGUGGUUCCUCUAUGAUAAAAAAAGAAAUUAUUUCAUCAUCUCCAUCAUCCGCCUACUGGCGUAUAAUCUUAUCACCAUUAUCAUGGUAUCAUUGUUUUAUAUUAAUUUAUCAUACGAAAGCACGCAAUCGAAAAGAUUUAUUAAGGUAUCGUAGUCUAUUAAUAUUACAAAUUUUAUUAUUAACUAUAUGGUGUUAUUUAUAUUGGAUGAUUGUAUUUGAUAGUGGAUAUUAUUUAACAUUAUUAGGACAAGUUAGUACAAAAAAAUUAAAUGUGAACGAUGCACGAAUAGAAUAUGAUCAUUUAAUAUGGAAGACAUGUUUGAGAACAUUAUUUAUAUCAAUUGUAUUUGGACUAAUUAAUACAAUUAGUUGUUCAUUAGCUGCAUUAUGGAGACAACGAUUAGGUGAUCAAAUGUAUUAUUUAUUAUUCAAAGGUUUUAAUAAUGGUAAUCUUAUAUACUAUACAUCAUUAUCAUCAUUAUCAUAUGAUUUACCACAACGUUUAACAAAUGAAAUAUAUUUAUUUACAACAAAUUUAUGUAUAACAUUAUUUGGUUGUUUACUAUUUUCUGGUACAAUAGUUAUAAUUACAAUGAUUAUUGUCUUUAGUAUUUGGAUUAUACAUGUAACACAAGGUGAUAAAAAUGGUAUUUUAAUAUGUUUGAUAAUAUUUAGUUUAUGUGUAUUAAUGAUAAUUAUUAUCAGUCAAAAAUUUAAUCAUUUUACAGUUCAAAUGGAAAUAGCAAAAGGAAAAUUAAGAUCAUUUUUACAGGUAAGCAACUAA
Messenger RNA from Didymodactylos carnosus, 840 nucleotides. Lineage: Eukaryota; Metazoa; Rotifera; Eurotatoria; Philodinida; Philodinidae. The record is from the annotation of a GenBank genome assembly.